CGAUAGUGACAUCUGCUGGACGGAAGCCGUUAACAGCCUACUUUAUGAUCACGAGCACCAGUGCAGGCGCUUUAAUAUUACACCAGACUGUUAACUAUUAAUAGACCGUAUGACCACAUUUUCCUUGAAGAGAUCCAAUGAGCCCAUUUUAGAAUACAUAUAGGCUGAGAGAUUGGUCAUUUAUUAAUUAAUUCGCUUCUCAAGAUCAGUCUCACGUAUAUCUCAUUGUUUGUGUUUCCGUAAGCUCGCUGGCAACCAAGACGUGUUUUCGGAGAUGAUGACAUUGUGGUAGGUCGUCUCGGAGGGUGGAGAGAGAGAAGGUGCGCGCCGAAGAACUUCCUAUCCACCGCGUGCUUUUGUCACUGCAGUGAAUGAACAUGAGCAGCGGCAGACUAUAUUCACGACUGCAAUCAUGUCGUUUUUAUUCCGGUGGUUUGAGAGCGACAUAUCACCGAACCCUGGACAGGAUCGAGUUAAUGCUGCCUCCUAAAUUAAGACCUCUCUACAAUCAUCCUGCUGGGCCAAAGACGGUUUUCUUCUGGGCACCUGUUUUUAAAUGGGGUUUAGUUGUGGCUGGAUUCUCUGAUAUGACCCGGCCACCAGAAAAGCUCAGUCUUUCUCAGUCCUGUGUCAUUACAGCCACAGGAUUAAUUUGGUCAAGGUACUGCUUGGUGAUCAUCCCUAAGAACUGGGCUCUGUUUGCUGUGAACUUCUUUCUGGGCAUGUGUGGCAGCAUCCAGCUCAUGAGAAUAUGGAGGUACAACCAACAACUCAAGCAGAAAGAAGAGGAAGUGCAGCAGUCUUGAAGUGCCACUUAUUCUGACGAGUGGAGCGGUGAAGUUUUGCUGUGUUACUGUAAAAAGCAAUGAAUCUGCAUUUUACACACAUCAGUCAUGUUAUAUAGAUCAAACAAAUAUGCUCUGUCUGUGUAAAAUAGAGAUUUGUUUUUAAGAACUUCAUAAUUAUUUCACAUUUUAUUAUGUAAAAUUAUGAUAUAAUAUUAAUUGUAAUUCACAUGUUCUUGAUUGUAUAUUGUAGUGUGUGUUGUCUGAUCCAUAGUUAAUAUUUCUAUAGAUUACUCAGUUUUAAGGGGGUCAUAUCAUAAGAAUAAGAAUAAAAAAAGUUACUGGA
Molecule: messenger RNA, 1131 nt
Organism: Sinocyclocheilus grahami
Lineage: Eukaryota; Metazoa; Chordata; Actinopteri; Cypriniformes; Cyprinidae
Gene: mpc2a
Product: mitochondrial pyruvate carrier 2a
Exons: 5
Coding region: 372-806 (144 amino acids)
Biological process (GO): pyruvate import into mitochondria
Cellular component (GO): mitochondrial inner membrane
Source: RefSeq, a predicted model, not a curated record